AUGCAGCCCCCAACUCUCUCCAUUGGCCUGGAUAUAGGUGUGACCAUCCAGUUCAUCGAGAAGCUCAAGCCAUUGCUUAAUGAGUGGAAAGCCAUCGAACUAGAUAUCAUGUCAGCUUAUUUGGAUGACCUAUCGCGCCGCAGGAAGCUCUACGAGCUAGCCUUGGAGGCCCUUGGCAAGCCUAAUAUUCGCAAGGAAUCCAUCACCACGACGGUGACAUAUUGCUUACAAACAGACAAGAUCAAAGGCUUGCUGAAGAUGGGACUAAACUACUCAAAUAUAUCAUCUCGCUGCCAGGACGUACAUGUUGGCUUGGAGUCAUAUGGAUGA
Clonostachys rhizophaga is the source of this 330-nucleotide messenger RNA. NCBI's taxonomy places the organism in Eukaryota, Fungi, Ascomycota, Sordariomycetes, Hypocreales, Bionectriaceae. The record is from the annotation of a GenBank genome assembly.